Molecule: messenger RNA, 2295 nt
Organism: Siniperca chuatsi (mandarin fish)
Lineage: Eukaryota; Metazoa; Chordata; Actinopteri; Centrarchiformes; Sinipercidae
Product: keratinocyte-associated protein 3
Exons: 6
Coding region: 159-821 (220 amino acids)
Source: RefSeq, a predicted model, not a curated record
CAGCAAGCCGCAGGUGAUCCAAAGGUGAGUUUCCUGACGUCAUACAGGAAGUGGACAGAGGGACGUUGGAGUUUCUGCCUUUGUUGUUGCUGAGCAGUGGCUCGAAAAAAGUACGGACAUUGAUUUAUUGAAAGGGAAACGUCUGAUACAGCAGAGAGAUGUGCACUUUUGAUAAGGACAAAGGGCCAAGGAGGCUGAUGAAAAAGGGAUUAACUCUCAUCCUGGUUGGUCAUAUUAAUUUCAUCCUUGGAGCUAUUGUCCAUGGCAAUGUCCUCCGCCACAUUUCCAAACCCAGCCAGCAUAUCACCACUGAAUACACUGCAGCCAACAUCAUCUCUGUCACCUCUGGCCUGCUGAGCAUUGCCACUGGGAUUAUUGCCAUCGUGGUGUCAAGGAACCUUCAUGUGUUAAAACUGCAAAUAGGACUUCUAAUUGCAUCCUCCCUGAACGCCCUGCUCUCAGCAGCAUGCUGCACUGGGCUCCUCUUGGCUAUUAGUGUCACUGUUGCCCACAAUGGGCAGGGUUUGAUGCUGGGAUGCAAUGACACACAAGUGCCCAUCAACGCUCGGUCACCUGUCAGUGCCAUAUGCCCGUUUGAUACAACUCGAAUCUAUGACACCACCCUGGCGAUGUGGAUCCCUUGUGCUGUGUUGGCAGCGUUUGAGGCUGGACUGUCUGUCUGGUGCUUCAUCGUUGGAUUGGCUCUCAGAGGGCUGGCCCCCUGUGGGAACAGCUACAUCAAAGAGCAGUUGGAGGAAGAAUCUCAGUGCUCUCCCCACAGCCGACGCCUGAUUGGACAGCGCUUGAACCCUGAUGCAUAACUGGACAAAAAGCAUUAAGGCCACCACUCCGUGUAGACAAGCACAGCUAAAUCCCAAAAGGCAUUGCUGCACCUGUGUUGAGACUAGUAGAUUUUGCCCUACAGUCAGCUAGGUAAGUGUUUUCUUGUGGAACAGGAGUGAAAUCAGUUUAAAAUGGCUCUAUUUUCUUUUAUUUACAAACCAAACAGUUUAUCUUGUAUCUGUAUCCACCCAUGACUGUUUGGGUUAAGUAGUACUAACUAUGUCAUGCUAAGCAUGUCUUUCAGUAUGAAGAAACCUAUGUUUAUAAAGCAAGUACAUUUAAUAUCUAGCAAAAAUAUGUUUUAGAUUAGAUUAUUUUAUCUUAAUUAAGGUGUAUUUUUGCUUGUAUGAACUCUCACUUCAGCAAAAUGUAUUUUAUCGUUCUAAAUGUUUUUAAUAUUUUAUUGUUUGUCCAGAUUGUAAUCCAUUCCAACCAUACUCAUCAGUGUUUGCCUACAUACAAGUUUAAUGCCCACAAAUAACUAUGUUCCAUGCUAGCUGCUUAUGCACAUUGGUAAAUUGUAAUGUGGAGUCACCAUGUAAUUUGUUUGCUAUAAAAUACUAAAUUAUCUUUAAUACUAUGUAGAAACAGUAUUUGGCUUCAAAUGAAAUUGGACAUGCUAAAUUACACUGAAAAUAGUUUGUAUUAUUAGAUAAUUAUAAGGACAACUGCAGUUAGUGACGUGUUCAUUAGAGUUUCCACAGUGGCUUAAUGUUGUAAGUAAACCAUUGAGUAGUUGAACACACCACAGAUGCAGCAACUGUACUACAUUUUAUAUUUGUUGUUGUUUUUUAAUUCAUUUUUAUUUUUUAUUUUUCUUUGACAAUAUACUUUUUUGUUGCUUCUGCCUCUAGUAAGACAUAUAUACGGGGAUAAAAUGAAAAGAGAAUGGAAAAAAUGAAAUAGCAAAUGUAAAUCUUUUUCUGUGUGGACCCAGAGUUGUAAUAGGUCUCAUCACUUAAAAUUCAGAUUGCUAAAACGCAGUGUCAUGGAGAUAUUAAAAGGAUGUUUUAGGAAAGAUGCACCCUCUGAACUGAAAAUAAUCCGGACUGCAGCCUGGCUGUGUAAGGAUUGAGUGCAUUUGUGUAUGUACAGUAUACUGUGGUUCAAUGUCAAGUGGGGUCAUACUGAGAGGUUAAAUCAGUAUGUGGGCCAGCUGCCCCACAUCUCAACGACAGAGAAGAUCAGAUCAGCCAUGAAACGGUUAAUCUAGUGCUGUGCUCAAUUGGGUGGAAGGGAAUUAUAGCACGCAGUACUAAUCUUGGAGCUGUAAGGGAUAAAUAUUGACAUAGUGUUGACUGAUACUGUCUCAGUCAGUAUGACGUUGAUGAUGAAAUUAGAAUUUUUAAUUUAAAUCACAAAAUGAAUAUGAGUUAAGGGUAUAGAUGUGUGGUAAGGUAUUACAGACAAGAUUAUUGUGGUACCACGACAAAUAAACUGAAUUCAAGCAAA